Messenger RNA from Paramecium sonneborni, 1360 nucleotides. Lineage: Eukaryota; Ciliophora; Oligohymenophorea; Peniculida; Parameciidae. The record is from the annotation of a GenBank genome assembly.
AUGCAUUAAAUAAAAAAAAAAAACUAAGAAGAAUCAUAACUAAAUCAGACUUCUUUGAGAGAAUUUGAUUAACAAGUAUUAGCUUAAACUAUUAUAAAAGGCUCUUUGUGUGUAUCAAUAAUGUAAUAAGCAUCGAUAAAAGGUCAUGAUGGUAAACGUUAAUUAAGAAGAUUAAGACUUAAGUCGACUUGCUUGUGCUGUUUGCGUUUAAGAAUUUCCAAAAUAAUAUAUAACGCUAGAAGAAGCAAACAAGAGAUGGAAUUUAUAGAAAGAAGAAUAACAAGAUUUAAUUAAUAAAUAUAAUUUAAAAAGAAAAACCCAAUAUAAUAAUUCUGUAUAGAUCAUUAAGAAAUUAAAGGAUAAUUACAAUUAAACUCUUAAUGAAAUACUUAUCUUAUUAGAUAAAUAGCUGUAGAAUACUGAAGAAAUCUUCUAAACAAAUAAAUUUAGCAAUAAAGAUUUAUUUUAAUAGGAUGAAAAACAAAUACAACAGAUAAUCAAAUUAUUAAGUUUAAAAGAUUAAACUAAUCAUAUUAAAGAGCAAUAAGAAAAACAAGAUUAAUCAGAUCUUUUGCUUUAUUCAAAUUUAAAGACUAGGUUGGAAAACCUAAUGAAAGAAGAUUUGCUAUGUAAAUACUAAUUAAACAAAAACUUAAAUAGAUAACAGUAAAUUUGUAUAUUAUAUUAAAUAUAUUAGUUAAUUAAAUAAAAGAUGAUAAUAAAAAUGCUUUAGAUUCUGAAUUACAUGAAUUCAUACUAAAAUGUUAAACGUAGGACCUAUAUUUUUCUGUUUUCAACGAAUCAAUUGAUUCAUUUAAAGAACUUUAAAAAAUAUAUGAAUCCUUAUAAAAAAAUGGAUAAUUAUAAUAAAUUAUGGAUGUAUAACAAGAAAAAUCAUAAGUUAAAAAUUUUAAAUUAUUUGAGCAUAAUUUUAUGAGAAUGAAGAAAUUCAUAAUGGCUGAAGAAAAUGAGUAAAAAUUAGAUUAAGUAACUCAACACAAAUAAUAAUUAUUAAUUUAAAUAAAAGAGCUAACUGAUAGAAAUAAUUAGUUUUCCCAAAAAAUCAUUUAAUUAGAAUUAGAAAUAAAAUAGAUUAAUGAGUUAUUUAACUGCAAAUUAAGUGAAAAAAAAAUGGAAUUAGAAAAAUCGAUUUUAGAAAUACGAACUUGUUUAUUAGAGAUGGAAGAAUUUAAAAAAUACUAAUUAAGUGAAACAAAAGAUCUAAAUGAUUAGAUUUAAAGCUUAAACUAGGAUAUAAAAAAGAAGUGCGAAUAAAAUUCCUAAUUAUAAUCAGAUUUAGAAUAAUUAAAUAAAUCGUUUGCCAAUUAGUGUAAUUAAAAUGCUAAAAAAAUCUAAUAAG